Messenger RNA from Syzygium oleosum, 1648 nucleotides. Its product is annotated as PTI1-like tyrosine-protein kinase 3. Gene Ontology annotation, molecular function: protein tyrosine kinase activity; ATP binding. The transcript has 8 exons. The coding region runs from base 219 to 1436 and encodes 405 amino acids. Gene Ontology annotation, biological process: protein phosphorylation. The record is from RefSeq and is a predicted model, not a curated record. Lineage: Eukaryota; Viridiplantae; Streptophyta; Magnoliopsida; Myrtales; Myrtaceae.
GAUAUUUGUCUGUCCUUUCCUUGUAUAUUUAGGGUUUCUCCGCCGGGUUGUCCCCCUUUCCCUUUUCUUUUUGCGUUUUUGAUAUCGCGUUGUCAACGUAAAGAUCGCUCCUUGCAACCCUCUUUUCGAAUUGGUCAUCGGAGCCCGUGAUUCGAUCGACCGAAUUAGUUGUUGGGUUUCGCUCGUAUUUUGAGAAUUAAUCGAUUCUUGGGUGCUUGAUGGAACGCGAUCUUUUUCGCCGCGGCUUCGGGGCACAUGCUUCUCCUCCCAGUUACUUUACGCGACUGGACAGACCGAGGGCACAAGACGAUCUUUUAUUGAGGAAGAGGGAUAAAAUGAGGAGGUGGCUUUGCUGCACAUGUCAAGUGGAAGAGUCUUAUCCAUCCAGGGAUGAUGAGCUCCUCAAGAGCCCAAGGCCCCAUGCUGAUGGGUUCCCCAAAGGCUCAAAGGCAUCAGUCCCUGUCAAGCCUGAGGUGCAGAAGGCACCGCCACCUAUUGAAGUACCCGCUUUGUCUUUGGAUGAAUUGAAAGAGAAAACUGAUAACUUUGGAUCAAAGGCAUUGAUUGGUGAAGGAUCUUAUGGAAGAGUAUAUUAUGCGAACUUAGAUAGCGGGAAAGCUGUGGCUGUCAAAAAGCUUGACGUUUCUUCUGAGCAAGAGUCGAACAUAGAAUUUUUGACACAGGUCUCUGUGGUUUCAAGAUUGAAGCAUGAAAAUUUUGUUGAAUUGCUUGGUUACUGUGUGGAGGGAAAUCUCCGGGUACUUGCUUAUGAGUUUGCUACCAUGGGAUCUUUGCACGACGUACUACAUGGCAGAAAGGGAGUCCAAGGUGCACAACCAGGUCCUACGCUUGACUGGAUGCAGCGAGUCAGGAUCGCUGUUGAUGCAGCACGUGGUUUGGAGUACUUGCAUGAGAAGGUUCAGCCUUCUAUAAUUCACAGAGACGUUAGAUCCAGCAAUGUUCUUCUAUUUGAAGAUUUCAAAGCGAAAAUUGCAGACUUCAACUUGUCAAAUCAGGCUCCUGAUAUGGCUGCCCGUCUUCAUUCUACUAGAGUUUUGGGAACCUUUGGCUACCAUGCUCCAGAGUAUGCAAUGACCGGGCAGUUGACCCAGAAAAGCGAUGUCUACAGCUUUGGCGUCGUACUCUUGGAGCUCUUGACAGGGAGAAAACCUGUUGAUCAUACAAUGCCCCGUGGACAGCAGAGUCUAGUUACUUGGGCCACUCCAAGAUUGAGUGAGGACAAAGUCAAACAGUGCGUUGAUCCCAAGCUGAAGGGAGAGUAUCCUCCAAAAGCAGUCGCAAAGUUGGCAGCUGUUGCUGCAUUGUGUGUGCAAUAUGAAGCUGAAUUCCGUCCAAACAUGAGUAUAGUUGUCAAGGCUCUUCAACCGCUCUUGAAAACUCCGGCUCCAGCUGCGGCUCCUGCUCCUGAGACCUAAAGCUAAACGAGUUGAAAGCUUCCUCUCACUGUUUGCCUUUUCUUGCAUCUCGUGCACAGUUUGUUUUACUCUACAGAGUCGAUGGAAAGGACUUGUAUUCUUUUAAUUUUUUGUUAUAAAGAUGAAUGUGCGUGCAUGCAGAAAUAGAAUGGACCCAUUUGUGUUAACGACCGCGAUCUGUUCGAAUGAUCAUGGAUGCUUCUUUUCCUUGA